AUGUUUACAAACAAUACUACAUCAAUUUCUCAAGAUUCCCAUGAUAAUCAAAACAAUGAUGAAAACCCUUUAAUGAACAAGGAAACUUGGGGAGAAUAUCUUCAUUGUACUAAUGAUCAACAAAAAUACAUUAAUUCAUUAGAAGGAGGUUCUAAUACCUUUGAAGAUAGUGAAAAAUAUCAAAAUGAUGAUGGAAAUUAUAACUCAGGGUUGGGUUACACCAAUGAUGGUGGUAGUGUUGGUUAUAAUGAUAAUAACAUUGGAGAAAGAGAUUCAAAUUCUGGAAAUCAAGAUGAUGGUGACUAUGUCAAAAGUGAAAACAGUAAUUCAUCUGGAGGAGAAAAAUCACAAGGAAAUAUUUCAAAAGAAAGCGUAUUUUUCAGUGGAAUUCCAACAAAUGUUGAUGAAAAUUAUCUUAAAGAAGUUUUUGGAUGUGGAGGACAAAUUGCUGUUAGUGAAUUUAAUGGAAGACCUAAAAUUAAGCUUUAUAUGGAUAGAGGAUCUUUUAAAGGUGAAUGUAUGAUAACAUAUACAAAUUCUAUAACUGCUAAAGAAGUAAUAGAUAAGUUUAAUGGUGCCACAUUUCCUGGAACUGAAAAUGUCUUGACUGCAAAUUUUGCUGUUUUUAAGGAUAGAAGUCACGGUGAUUCUAUGGGAGGACGUGGUGGAAGAGGAAUGCGUGGCGGAUUUAGAGGAAAUCGUGGAAAUAGAGGUGGAUCAGAUCGUGGCAAUUUUAAUAGAAAUGGAUAUGGUCAAAGACCUAGUCCAUAUGGUAAUCCAAGAGAAGGUCAAAGAGGACGUGGUCGUGGUAGUUUUGUUGAUCGCGGUAAUUCUCAGGGAACCACAAAUCAAGGAUCAAUGUAUGGACAAUAUUCUGGUGGUGAUAAUUACCAAGGUAGUCAUGGAAGUUAUAGUGGACCAUAUAGAGGAAGAAGAGAAGGUGGUGGUAGUAGAGGAGGUUUCUCUGGUGAUCGUAGAGGUGGAUAUGUUGAUAGAGGCAAUUUUAGAGGUGGCCGUGGUGGAGCUGCUGGUGGAAGUUAUGGAUCAGGAAGAGAUUCAUAUAAUCAAAGUAGUGGUGGUUAUCAAGGAUACAAUAGUCAAGGAAAUAAAAAUGGAUUUAAUAAUCGUGGAAGUAGUAGAGGAGGAAGAGGAAAUUUCCGUGGCUCAUCACAAAAUUCAAAUAAUAGAGGACCUGGAAAUUCAGAAAUUCGUCCAAAUGACUGGGUUUGCCCAUGUGGUAAUAACAAUUUUGCUUUUCGUACUGAAUGUAAUAAAUGUAAAGCCCCAAAACGUAAUUGUUACCCUGCUCCAACCAAUCAAGGAAGUACUUACCAAACUGAUAAUAACAAAGGAUAUAAUAAUAGUGGAUUAAGAGCAAACGAUAAUAAAGAUUCUCAAUUUUUUUAA
Strongyloides ratti is the source of this 1407-nucleotide messenger RNA. Its product is annotated as RNA recognition motif domain and Zinc finger,RanBP2-type domain and Nucleotide-binding, alpha-beta plait domain-containing protein. The record is from RefSeq and is a predicted model, not a curated record. The coding region runs from base 1 to 1407 and encodes 468 amino acids. Gene Ontology annotation, molecular function: RNA binding; transcription coregulator activity. Lineage: Eukaryota; Metazoa; Nematoda; Chromadorea; Rhabditida; Strongyloididae. The transcript is spliced from 4 exons. Gene Ontology annotation, biological process: regulation of DNA-templated transcription. Gene Ontology annotation, cellular component: nucleus.